Esox lucius (northern pike) is the source of this 5057-nucleotide messenger RNA. It is a transcript of the gene rapgef1b, whose product is annotated as Rap guanine nucleotide exchange factor (GEF) 1b. The record is from RefSeq and is a predicted model, not a curated record. Lineage: Eukaryota; Metazoa; Chordata; Actinopteri; Esociformes; Esocidae. Gene Ontology annotation, biological process: positive regulation of GTPase activity; Ras protein signal transduction. Gene Ontology annotation, cellular component: plasma membrane. Bases 288 to 3887 code for a protein of 1199 amino acids. The transcript has 28 exons. Gene Ontology annotation, molecular function: guanyl-nucleotide exchange factor activity.
GCGCUGUUGUGUACGCCGAGGACGCACGGGUCAAGGCAGUGCUGUGUGUCUCUGCUCCACCACUACCGCUCAUUGAAAAUUGCUUAGAGACGGACAGAAACAGUUCACAAAUCUCAUCUCGCUGAGGUUUGUUGCACGUAAUUCUGGUCUCGUAGCCCCAGCGUAUUCACCUCACGGGCACGUGUGAAUCAAGAAUGCCGGAAUAAUCGAGGGAAACACUGCAGUACGCGUUGGUUUUUGGCUAACGUUUUUUUUAACUGCGAGUGAAAUCACUGCUACUCGAAGAAAUGUCGGGGAAAAUAGAGAGCAAGCAAGACUCGCAGCGCUCCCACCUCUCCUCCUUCACCAUGAAGCUGAUGGACAAGUUCCACUCGCCCAAGAUCAAGAGGACGCCAUCGAAGAAGGGCAAGCAGCAGCAGGUCGAGCCAGCCAUCAAGAGCCAUGACAAACCAGUCAACAAGAAGGUGAAUCGGUUGGAGGAACAGGAGAAGGAAGUGGUCAGCGCGCUGCGCUACUUCAAGACCAUCGUGGACAAGAUGGUGGUGGAGAAGAAGGUGCUGGAGAUGCUCCCCGGCUCGGCCAGCAAGGUUCUGGAGGCCAUCCUUCCCCUGGUGCAGGUGGAGGCCCGGGUAACACACAGUUCGGCGCUAUCGUCGUGUCACAACCGCGUCUACCAGAGCCUGGCCAACCUGAUUCGCUGGUCCGACCAGAUCAUGCUGGACAGCGUCGACCUCGCCGACAAGGAGAACGCGGUUGCGGUCACCUCUGUCAUCAAGGCGGUUCUAGAUGGAGUCAAGGAGCUGGUGAAACUCACCAUCGAGAAGCAGGAGCAGCCCUCACCCACCAGCCCCAACAAACCACCACCACCUGUGGUCACGCUGGAGAGCACGUCAGAGCUGCCGCUGACAGAGCGGGAGAGGGAGAUCUUGAGUAAGACCUCGCCUACCGUCCCGCCCACAGAGGCUAUGAAAGAGACAUCAGAGAAAGACAAAGCCCCUCCCAAACCCCCUCUACCUGGCCCAAAGAUAGAUGCACUCAGAGCAUAUUUGGCUACUGACCACUCUGUCGCUGGCCAAAGGGGAUCCACAAAGACUGACACUCCUCCCCCGGCCCUGCCCCCCAAAAAGCGCCAGUCUGCUACGUCCCCCACCCGGGUGGCGGUGGUGUCCCCAGUGAGCCGGGGCUCCAGCCUGCCCUGCAGAGCCCACAGACGGCAGCAGGAAUAUGAGCAGGAGUAUCUUCAGAGGCGUUUCUCAGGGAGCAGUCAGUCGUAUGGGGGCGACUCCCCUCGCAUCUCACCCUGCAGCAGCCUGGGGAAGCUCAGCAGGUCUGAGGAGCAUCUCUGCUCCAUGGAACAGGACAGUGGACAGUGCUCCAGAAAUACUAGCUGUGAAACGCUAGACAACACAGAGACUUAUGACCCGGACUAUGACUUCCUCCACCAAGACCUAUCUGCCUCCACUGGGGACCCCCAGACGGUCCCUGCAGGAGUCACCUCCCUAUCCCCGCUCCCUGAGAACACCAGUGAGUACUGCACCCCCCAGCCUGGGUCCAAUGUCAGCCCCCUGCACCCGUCCCGUAUCAGUGCCCCUCCCGCAUUGCCCCAGAAGAAGCGGCGCAGCUCCCAGGUGUCGCCCAACAUGGACGUGUGUGUGGGCGGUUCGUCGCGGGGGACCCUCUACGAGAGGUUCCCCUCCCAAUACGAAAACCUCUCGGAGGAGGAGCUCCUGCACGCCACACCCCCUUUCCCUGUCUUCACGCCUAUCUCACCCAAGGGCCAGAGCAACGGGGAGGUGUUUGUAACUCAGUACACGGUGAACGAGAACGACGAAGUGCCCUCAAGUCCUCCGCCACUACCUGAGAAGAGGAACAAGACCGUCCUGGCGUAUAUGCGGUAUGUGGAGGACUACUCCGAGCCCCAGCCGUCUGUGUUCUACCAGACACCGCAGAGCGAGAGCAUCUACGAACAGAGGAACAAGCGCUUCCAGGACGUCUACGGCCUCGACGACUCGUUCAGCAGCACUGAUUCGGUCCAUGAGUCUCUGCUCGCCAUCCCUCCCCCGGCCCUGCCCCCAAAACAGAGACAACUGGCUUCACACUCUUCCUCCCCCUCUUCUUCUUCGUCUUCCUCUCUGUCGUGCCACCUCCAGCCAUCAUUGUUGGUGGCGGCAGAGGAGGCAGGCUCUGGCCUGUGCCUCAGCCUAUCAGUUUCUAGCUCCUCUUACCUGAGUGGACAUGCCUCGCUGACCACACCCAUGUCGCAGAGCUCGGACCAGGUUGCCAUGACCAAUGCCACCCUGCUGGAUGGCAGCGGGGGCGGGCCUGAUGGUUCUGUGGUUGACUCAUUGGGCUCUGUGGCUGUCUGUCUUCCUUCUUCUGAGACCACUUCUCUUCUCACUGAUUCACUUCUCCACACCUCAGCAGCGAGCGUGGACGAAGGUGGCGAGGGGGAAUAUGUCAACCUGUACUCAUCCACCCAGGCCAACGGGGAGUUGGAGCUGCCGCCCUGCCUCAUAGAACCAAUCGCUGCUAAUGAUGUAAUUCAAGACCCGCCCCCUCAGAAGCCGUCCUCCAAUAGCAAGGAGGCUCUGGAUAAGGACAGGAGGCAGAAGUCAACCGACACUGCACCAAACGAUGAGGAGGAAGUAGAUGAACUCUCGCUCAUUGACCACAAAGAGAUCCUGUCCCGGAUAACCCUUAAACUAGAGAAUGACGAUGGUCCGGAUGUGCGCGCCGGUUCUGGGGAUAUUCUGUUAGUCCACGCCACACAGACGGACCGCAAAGACCUGGUGUUGUAUUGUGAGGCCUUCCUGACCACGUACAGGACCUUCAUCAGCCCAGAAGACCUCAUCAAGAAGCUGCAUUACCGAUACACCAGGUUCUGCCACAGCCCGGACACGUUUAAGAAGCGGGUCAGCAAGAACACCUUCUUUGUGCUGGUUCGUGUGGUGGAUGAGCUGUGUCUGGUGGAGUUGACUGAGGACAUCCUGAAGCAGCUGAUGGACCUGGUGUUCAGGCUGGUGUGUAACGGCGAGCUCAGCCUGGCCCGUGUGCUCCGCAAGAACAUUCUGGACAAGGUGGAGCAAAAGAAGCUGCUGCGCUGCACCAACUCUCUGAAGCCACUGGCUGCCCGGGGCGUGUCUGCUAGGCCCGGAACUCUGCAUGACUUCCGCAGCCAUGAGAUUGCCGAUCAACUCACACUAUUGGAUGCAGAACUCUUCUACAAGAUUGAGAUUCCCGAGGUGUUACUUUGGGCCAAGGAGCAAAAUGAGGAGAAGAGUCCCAAUCUCACUCAGUUUACAGAGCACUUUAACAACAUGAGCUACUGGGUGCGCUCUCUGAUCAUUCAGCAGGAGAAAGCCCAGGACCGGGAGAAGCUGCUCCUCAAGUUCAUCAAGAUCAUGAAGCACUUAAGAAAGUUGAACAAUUUCAACUCCUACUUGGCCAUACUGUCAGCCCUGGACUCUGCCCCCAUCCGCAGACUGGAGUGGCAGAAACAGACCUCCGAGGGAUUGGAGGAAUACUGCACGUUGAUUGACAGCUCGUCAUCUUUCAGAGCGUACCGGGCAGCACUGGCUGAUGUGGAGCCUCCAUGCAUCCCGUACCUUGGUCUGAUCUUGCAGGACCUCACCUUUGUCCACCUGGGGAACCCUGACCUCAUUGAAGGGAAGGUCAACUUUUCUAAGCGCUGGCAACAGUUCAACAUCCUGGACAGCAUGAGACGCUUCCAGCAAGUGCACUACGAGCUUAAGCGCAACGAUGACAUUGUCUGCUUCUUCAAUGACUUCAGCGACCACCUGGCUGAGGAGGCGCUGUGGGAGCUCUCGCUGAAGAUCAAGCCUCGCAAUAUCACCCGGCGGCGAACGGAGCGUGAGGAGAAGACUUAGCGGGGGAGGGGGGCAUUAGGACAGGUCUUUCCGCUACGCUGCAGACACCAACUCCACUUUACUACAGACAGACGGACGGACGGACGGAGUAGUUGGGAAUAUUUAUGGACACCGUUUGUUUGAACUAACAGUGGAAUAGCGGGAGAGGACCAGACCCGAGGACAUAUUACAGUGGCCGUGGUUUACGGCGAGUGACUGUGCUGCUCUGCUACACUGGGAGAAUACAGGGGGUUUGAGAUUGGGAUACAUUGGGGGUAUCAUCCCCUGACCAAUGGGAGGAGCUAGACUGAUACCAAGGAGAGGUGACUUGUAAAGGACUUUAUAAGGAGAGGAUGUCGAAGAACUGGAGACCACUCCCUGUCCUCUCCCGUGUGUGUGUGUGCGCGUGCGUGUGAGGUUAAAACUCCUCUAUGCCCAGCCCUUAUCUUCCCUUCAUGGUGUGUCCUCCUGGAUUCAGCCCCUUCUUCUCUGACUUGACUUCCCUCAAACUCUUCCGUGUACCCAUGGAAUCUCCCUCAUUGAUACGGAACACAGUCUGUUAUGAACUUUGAUGUGACAGUGCAGACUUGGCCGGAAUGUGGUUUUGGACUGAGAACUAUGGGAAUCCAAGAGGUCAGCAUUGGUGGAUCACCACAAAGGACUGGACUUGCACCAACAGUGUAUUUGUGUUGUUUUAAUUCUGAAUCAUGUAUGGUUAUGAUGUAUGAUACAGUGCUCCUUUUGUUCUUUAAAAGGACUGUUUAUUAUGCUAUUAAGAGAGACGCUCGGCUUCUCCAUAAGUGCCAUACAAAUGUGCACUCAAAAAAGCAACGCAAAAAAGAAAACCCACAAAGAGAAUUACUGAAGAUGCUGUGAUCUAUGUACAUCAUAUUCAAUCGUGUGCCAUGUUUGAGUAAGGUGAUCAGAUGGGUGUCCCUGUAGUGAUGAACGUGUGUGUGUGUGUGUGUGUGUGUGUGUGUGUGUGUGUGUGUGUGUGUGUGUGUGUGUGUGUGUGUGUGAGCGAGCGCGUGUGAUAAGAGUGUGCUUGUGUGAGUGAACCCAGGGUCAGGUGUGUGCGUUUGUCAAUCCAUUGUAUGUAGUUCUUCAAUAUGAUUCCUUUGGAAUAAUCGUGUCAUCCAAUUCACCACACUGUGCUCUCCAGCUCUAAUAAACCGGCUCCCUUUCUACACA